AUGGAGGCUUCAUCAAUGGUAGAAGCCGAAGCCGGGCCAGUAGGUGAAGCUCAGGAUGCAACGACAUUGCCCGCAGCCACGCAACGCCAUUCGUGGCGUUUCUGGGGGACUUUUGCCGCCCUGUGUAUUCUCGCCUUUAUUUCAGCAUUGGAUGUUGCGAUUAUCACAACUGCGCUGCCUCAGAUCACCGAGUCGGUGGGUGGUGCAUCACACUACGUAUGGAUCGCCAACUCGUUUAUCGUCGCCUCCGCCGUGUUGCAGCCUCUUACGGGGCAACUUGCCAACGCGCUAGGAAGACGUUGGCCCUUGAUCGGCUCAACCGUAUUGUUUGCGCUCGGGAGCGGGAUCUCAGGCGGCGCGCACACUGCCGCCAUGAUAAUCGCUGGUCGAGUCGUUCAAGGCAUCGGCGCUGGAGGCAUCAACGUACUUCUCGACAUAGUCUGUUGCGAUCUCGUUCCUCUGAGGGAGAGGGGAAAAUAUCUCGGUCUUAUGUUUGCAUGGUCUGGCGUUGCAGCUGCUUUGGGGCCACCAGUCGGCGGCGCGCUUGCUCAGUCAAACUGGAGAUGGAUAUUCUGGAUGAAUCUGCCCAUUUGUGGGCUUGCUCUGGCCGCUAUGUUGCUUUUUAUGCGGGUCAAGCCCGGUGGUCCAGCAUCAACUGGGAAUGCGACCACGGAGAAGACCAACACUCCGUCCACCGCCUCGAGGUGGGAAAGGCUCAAAGACCUUGACUACCUUGGCAACGCGCUCUUUACAUUGAGCAUGGUCGCUAUACUGUUCGGACUAGUCGAGGGAGGCACAGUUCAUCCUUGGUCCUCAUGGCGUAUCAUUUUGCCUUUGGUGCUUGGAGGUGUAGGAUGGAUCGCGUUCCACUUCCAACAGCACUAUGCGAAACAGCCCAGUAUCCCGUCCCGCUUAUUUGCGAAUCGCACUUCAGCAACAGCAUACCUCUUGACUUUCCUGACAUCCAUUCUUGUUCAGGCAUCGGCGUAUUUCCUGCCCAUUUACUUCCAGGCCGUUAAAGGGACAACUAUUCUCCAGUCUGGUGUAAAGUUUUUGCCCAUGGCCAUGGGAACUUUGAUCUUCGCUGUUGCAGCCGGUAUACUCUUGAGCCAUUUUGGACGAUACAGGCCGCUGCACGCAAUAUCGUUGGCCUUAUCAGCGCUUGCAUUUGGACUUUUCACCCGCCUUGAUGCCGAAACGCCUACAGUUGCAUGGGCUUGGUACGAAUUAAUAGCCAGUAUGGGCGCCGGUCUCAGUCUCUCUGUACUCCUUCCUGCCAUCAUGGCUGGUCUUCCCGAAGCAGACGUGGCCGUUGCCAGUUCUACAUACAGCUUUAUUCGCACAUUCGGAUGGAUAUGGGGAGUCACUGCGCCAGGCAUUAUAUUCAAUGCCGUUUUCGACCAGAACAUUAAAAACAUUUCCGACACCACUUUGCGCUCACAAUUGGCGGGCGGCCAAGCCUACUCUUUUGCGAGUCAAGUCCAUUCUGUCCGUAGUGACUACAGCGAUGCUAUCUGGGCCGAAGUCUGGGAAGUAUACAUUCAGAGUCUCAAAGCUAUUUGGUGGUUCGGUCUGGCAAUUAGCCUCAUUUCCUUCUUUGCUGUUGGGUUUGAGAAGGAGCUCGAGCUGAGGAAAGAACUCGAUACUGAGUAUGGCCUCGACGAGAGGAAAGCCUAG
Messenger RNA from Pestalotiopsis fici W106-1, 1677 nucleotides. RefSeq lists its product as uncharacterized. The record is from RefSeq and is a predicted model, not a curated record. Gene Ontology annotation, molecular function: transmembrane transporter activity. Gene Ontology annotation, biological process: transmembrane transport. The coding region runs from base 1 to 1677 and encodes 558 amino acids. The transcript has a single exon. Lineage: Eukaryota; Fungi; Ascomycota; Sordariomycetes; Amphisphaeriales; Sporocadaceae.